AAGCACAAUAAGCAGUGCAUGGUGUCAUGGUGUGCAUUGUCUGCAAAAUUUUAACAAUACUCGCGAUCGAUGGUUAUUUAGCGUAAGUGAUAUAAUUAUAAAAAAACGUGUGAGUUUUGAAAAAAAGGAUUGUUUUAAUUAUUUUAGUGAAUGAAGUGGUUUUAGUAAGACAUCAAAUUUGAGUGCAAUUGCCAUUGACCGGGACGAGGAAUCCUUCACGGGCAAGAAUGGUAGCAUCCACCUAAAUUCGAAACUGGCGACCUCUGAGCCUCCAGAUGGAGAACCCCAGAGAAAGUGAAGAUGAUCUGAAGGUGCAGAGUGUGCCGCGGCAGGACUUGGGAGCACUAGAAGAUGUGAACUCUCCCACGACCGACAAGACCCUCAAUGAUGAGGAUGCUGAUAGCACGAUGAACAGCGACUGCAAUGUAACAGUGAUCCACGUGAGUGAGUCGAAACUCAACAAAGAGAAAGAGGCUAUAUCAGCUUUGGAAAACGAGAAGAAAGACUUAGAGAGCAAGGAGAGCAAAGAUGGAAGUGAUAGUGGAGUGGAAGGCUGCGCCACUGAAAUCCCAAGGGCAAGAAGUAACAGCGUCGACUAUGCAAGUAGUUGCGGAGGCCUCGAUGAAGCAUCUUGUGAUUCUAGUCUAGUAAGUUGUUGUUCCGUCUACGAAGAUCCAUGCGCUAUUUUACCCGACGAUAUGAGACUGAACGCAGGAGGCGAGGGAACAAGCGAGGGUGGCAGCGAAAGUUCAUCCAUAGCCGGAAGCAUAUCAGCCCGAGUGAAUCGAGUCAACGGCAAAAGAACAGCCUUGACCUCCAACGCCACCAAGAAAAAAGUGAGCACUGUCGAACCCCAAAAAGUAUCUCGAGCAAAACCUCCUCCACCAAAUUCUACCUUCACUCCCAUAACUCCUCGAACCAAAGCUCGAACUAUAACACCAAGAAACAUUCUCACUCGAACGCCAUCAGUCAGCAAAGAUAGAGCAAGGUCCAGAGAAAAGUCGAUUCCCCGAGAGACUCCAAGGGAUUCUACGAAUCCCGGCAGUAGUCGAAGUUCAAUGUCUUUUCGUUCACCUCCUUGUCCAGUUACACCAAAAACCAGAUCGAGGCCAACUCCUGAUUCCCUGCCUUCAGUAUUAACCACCGAGAUCAACAAGGAUUUGGCUCAAAGCGGAAGAGGAACGAGUGCCUCUAGAUCAAGAGGAGGAUCUAGUACUAGAGGUCGAAACCCUUCGACUCCUUCUGAUGAAGCUCGCAAGGCUCCCUCUUCUGCAAGAACCGUUUACACAGGGCGACUAGAGAUAACAAAUCUUCGUACUGAUAGGAUGGCUAUGAGCUUAGAUAAAAAUGCCUUGGAAGCUUAUGCUACUUUACCUCGUAGAGCUAGAAAUCGAUUUUCGAAUGUCAAACCCAACGAGAUAGGCGAGCCAGCGGGAAGGAGUCGCUCAGGAAGCAGAGAGGCUAGUUUGAGUAGAAGUGCGGUUAAAAAACCACUAAAUACGAAAGACACAACUGCAAUUCAUAGGAACUUGCCUCUCUAUCCGAAAACAAAGACUGUCGAGAGAACUCGAAUUUAUCAUGAGACGAGCGUGCAGACUGGUCUGACUGGUAGUGAUAUUGAAAAUGUGUUUGCUGGAAUCGCCACUAGGAUUCCGAAUCCUGAAACGUGUGAGAGAACGCAUCAAGGGAUUCAGACGGAAAGUUCCUGGCAUGAUGUAAAGACAUUGAAGGCUGAAUUGAAACGAGCUGUGGAUGAAACUAAUGCUAAAAAAGUCGAGAAUGGGAAGCUAAAGGCGGAAGUUGAGGCGUUAAAGAAACGGUUAGUGGAGGAGGAGGCUGAUCAUGCUUUCGCGAAGGAGGAAUUGAAUAAGAAUGCUCAGAGGGUUUUGGCAAUGCUGGGUACCCCUCAAUCUGAAUAUCCAGAAGGCAGCGAUAGUUUUCUGGAACUUGAAACUCAUUUGCAAUCAUCGGGUCAAGUUGUGGCGAAUCAACAAGUUGAAAUUGAAGAUUUGCAAUCACUUUGUCGUAUGCUUAAUAGGGAUUUGGAGAAAAGUUUAGCAGCUCAAAAAGCUCUUCUUCAGCAGCAGCAGGAAUUGGAAGCAGAGUCGAGUGAAAUGCAAGAUUUCCUCCAGGAAGAGAAAGCUUCUUUCGCAGAGGCGCUCAAAGAAGCUGAAAUGGAGUUAAGAACGAAGGAAGAUCUUGUAGUUCUUCAAAGAUCUGAAUUGGAGAGGCAAACUGAGGAGUGCAAACAUCUUGUACGGAUUAGUGAACAAAGAAGGCAAGAGAAUUUAUCUCUGAGCGUGAGAUUAAAUGCAAUAGAGAGAAGAAGCAGGGAUCUUUUACUUGCCCAAGGAGCUGCAGUUUCUGGCGCCUCGGUUGCUCUUGCCGGACUAGGGAACCGACUAGAGGGUUUAGUUGAUCAGUUGGUAGUGUCGUACAACAUAUUAGAAAACGAUCUUGAGGAUGAAAUAUUCCAUAACGAAGCCUACAGUCAAAGUAACAGCAGCGUUGAUUCCAGUCCUGUGAGUUCGAGACACAGUAUCAAAGAUUGUACACCUAGUCCGAAAAGAGGAACUUUCGUUUCUGCUGUGAUUGGAGCGAUUAGAAAUGCAGCAACUCAUCCAUUCAUGGGAAAAAGUUCCGACAAGAAAUCUACCUUGGAGACUGCCAAACAAAUUCAAAAAGAACUGAGUACAGAAUCUUCGUCCGAAUUACUUGAUUUUGAAACCGAGCCUUGUCUUAUGAUGGAAAGUGUGUUGGAAGACGUACCUUUACCGGAUACGUAUUCGCACAAUAUGGUUUCGAGCAGCGACUCUCUGAGAAGAGCCCUGAGCGUCCCAGAAACUGAAGAAGAUAGUUUUAAGAAGUCCAGGCUUAAAGUGGAAAGUAUCAGUUUGACGAAUCUUUCACACGCUAUUUUACAUAGGCGAAAGGUGGAAGAUGAAGAUGACGACAAUUACGAAUCUGUGAGUGAGUCAGAAAUCGGCCUUCAAGAUGGCCCAACGUCCUUGAAUUAUUGUCCGGCAAUUAGUCUCGUCGAUCAAGUAAUUGACGUUGAUAAUCUCGUUACGAAGCUUUUAAAAGUCCUUCGUAUUAUUCAGCUUGACAAUGAUACGUGCAUUCACGAGCUGCGAGAUGAAAAAUCUGUUCUGGAAGCAAGACUGGAAAUGACUGUAGCGGAAUUGACUGAGUUGAAAAACACUUUGAGCAGUUUGCGUGAAUCAGAUGGAGCUUUUACGAACGGAGUUGACCAGAGGAAAAUUAUAGUAGAGAACUGCCGACAUAUGAUUAAAGAGGCUGCGAAUAAAGAGGAAUUAUUGGAAGUCGAUGCCGCAGCAGGCAGAGAUCCGACGAACGAAGAUCACAACGCGAACGAAGCAGGCCUUCCUUCCUCUCGAACUUGUUCCUAAAAAAAUCCCAUUAUCAAGUCAAGAUUAUCAUGUCUUACCAUUUAAUCCCGCCACGCAUACAUUAUGUUAUAAGUAAAAUUCAGGUAGCAAUACCUACAAUCCAGGUCGAUUGAUAGAGAAAUGAGCAAGUCCUGCUGCCUUGUUGGGAUUUUUGCAUAAUAUAUAUCGCCAGGUCGCGAUUUGUCCAACGAUUGGCAGAACAACAUCACUUAAUGCGCUUAAUAUAACAAAUCUAUGUAGACUUUUCUCUUUAAGAGCUGAAAUCUUCAAAACAAAUUUAUGUAAAUAGUUGCAAAUCGCGUGCUAUAGUCAAUUCAGGCAAGUCGCGAUUUUUAGCUGCUGUUGACUUUUAUCGUAUUUUUUUCGAGCAGUAUUUUUCCCGUUACUCUGACACGUAUCAUGUUUUUUCUUUUUAUUUGACCAAAGUGCGAGAGAGUAACCAUAAUCGCACUAAACAAUUGACGAGGAUUUAUAAAUAGGUUCUAAAAUUUAUUAUUUUUAGAAUAAGUACUGACCGUACUAGAUUUUCCAAUCAUUGAUUAAAUUUCACGAGCACGAACUCGAUUUUUUUAGUUUACUUCCAUUUAUCUAUCGAUGUAAAAUAAAAAGCCAUUUUGUUACUUAUAAUAUUAUUGUGUCUAAAUUCGACUACGUCGAUGAAUCUUGACUUUCAUAUGGAAUCAAUGCGAAAACGGUUUACACCGUCAGACACAAAUGCUUUUAUUAUCAUCGUGAUUUGAAUUAGGAUUAGUUUUUUAAGUCAUUAUUAAAGACUGUACUUUCUGUAUUACUCGGAAGAAUGCAUCGAAUCAAAAUUUGACAAACUGUUGCAAAUUUUAAAGUCUCUAAUGAGAUGUUGCCUAAUAUUUUAAAGUAUUCUCAAAUUGAGCACAUUUUAUUAUCGAAAAAAGCAUCGGAUGAAAUUAUAAUUCUUUUUUUUUAACAGUUAGUCUAAUGAAAUGCCAAGAUAGGUUUUAACAGCAUUAAAAUUUCUUACAAAUAUUUCUUAAUGCUCAAUUUGUAUGGGACCCUUUCCAUGUGUCAGAAAAAGUUUGCUGUGAUUCUUCAUAUGGAACAGUUUUAUCAAUUAUUCCAAAAUUUUGGCAUUCUUCCCUUGCGUUUCACUCGUUUUUGAAGCAUAAAAACUUUAUAAAUAUAAGAAUAUCUUUUUUUUUGCGAUUUCUAGGCCUCAACUUUUGAUUUUGAAGUUAGAUAUAUGAAUAGUUUAAUGUAAACGAGUAUAACGAAUCUCGCUAUUCCUGUAUUCCCUGCAAAAUGAAAUUGCUUUUGUUCCAGAUAAAGAAUUUACAAAUAUUGUAUAAAUAUCACAGAAGUAUCGUAGACUGUAAGUCAUAGACUUAAUCAUUUUUGAUAUCAUUACAACAAAUUGCCAAAGAAGUCUGGUGUUAAAAUUGUAAUCUAAAAAAAAAAUAAACUUUUUUUUAGAAA
Belonocnema kinseyi is the source of this 4859-nucleotide messenger RNA. RefSeq names its product early endosome antigen 1 (gene corn). The transcript has 13 exons. The record is from RefSeq and is a predicted model, not a curated record. Lineage: Eukaryota; Metazoa; Arthropoda; Insecta; Hymenoptera; Cynipidae. Bases 276 to 3410 code for a protein of 1044 amino acids.